Penicillium angulare is the source of this 1908-nucleotide messenger RNA. RefSeq names its product 60S ribosomal eL15 domain-containing protein. Gene Ontology annotation, molecular function: RNA binding; structural constituent of ribosome. The coding region runs from base 1 to 1908 and encodes 635 amino acids. Lineage: Eukaryota; Fungi; Ascomycota; Eurotiomycetes; Eurotiales; Aspergillaceae. Gene Ontology annotation, cellular component: cytosolic large ribosomal subunit; ribosome. The transcript has 7 exons. Gene Ontology annotation, biological process: cytoplasmic translation. The record is from RefSeq and is a predicted model, not a curated record.
AUGUCAUAUUCAUCGCAUGGUAAGGGGAGAGUUGCCACGCUAUUUGCGGGCCCCGGCAGCGCCUCCAAUUCCUCAUCUUCAGUCAAUGAAAAUGUUGGGUUUCGUUUCGUCCUAGAUCGAACCGUUCAGACACUCUCCGACCAUGGGCUGCCAGAUUCUGAAAACUUCUCUGGUCUGUUAUUUGUUCCGGAUCUUGCGCCUCAAGAUCCUUGCAAUAAAAUUGUAGAGCCUUUUAUUCCAGAGAACGUUACACGUUACAAAGAUGUGUCAGACUUUGGAUAUCCGGUCAUUGGAAUCGCCCCAUGGGUGUCGUCAGAAUGUACUCAGGCCUUUUUGGCUGCCUCGCGGGAGGCCCAUACCGACGCCGCCAUAUUCUUCCAACUUAGCAACAAUACUGGAAUACCUCCGCCACCCAGUGAUCCGAUCUGGAGUCUGCAUGACCGUGGGCGAUGGAGAUCUGAAAAUGAUUUUCCUGUAUAUGGUGUGCCAGGCCCCGCCGGGGCGACCCUGAUGCACGAACUCACAUCAUACGGAUCAUCACACAAUAAAACAAGCAACACGACCAAUUCGUCGACGCACGAUUCCUCAGUUCCCGACAAAAGACUAUUCGUUAUGUUUCCACGUGUGCAUUUGAGCUCUGACAAACCAAACUUCACGCUCUUUUUGGUCGGAGUCAUAGGAGCAAUAAUUGCCUUGAGCUUCAUAUUCUGGGCUUUGUGGAAUUGGCAUAAACGAAAGCUGCGGACGGAACUUCAACGACGAAUUGAUGCUGGGGAACUGGAUGUCGAGGCUUUGCCGUUGGAUAGCAUGGGAGGGCAAGUGUCUCGGGCAGUACCUUUGACAGUGCCUCGAGAUGUUGUGGAAGCUUUGCCGUUGUUUACCUAUCCGCACUCCCCGGCGACUGAUGCAAAAGAUGAGGCACAGACGGAAGUGGUCGAGCUGAACGAUCAAAGUACAGAUUCAUCGUCAACCUCUCAUUCGCCUGACCCCAGCAUCCCACCAAUGCCAGUUUCGCCUGACUUCAACACUCCAUCACCUUCUCCUCAUGUGACUGGAAUAAGGAAACCCGAGGCUGCUGUUAUCAACCAAGGCACCGAUGAGCAGGAAGCUUACCCUCUUCCCAGCCUUCAUCCCUACCGGAUGAGCCAUACUCAGACAACUUGCGCCAUCUGCAUUGAGGAUUUCGUUGUUGGCUCCUCGGUUCGUCCCACACACAACCCUCAAUCCUCUUCUCUGCUUGAACUUUUCUUUGCAGUUGCGACUAACGACAACCGACGACCCUGUGAAGCCGACAAGAUGGGUGCCCUUAAGUACGUCGAAGAGAUCCAGAAGAAGAAGCAGUCCGAUGUCAUUCGGUUCUUGCUCCGCGUUCGCUGCUGGGAGCUCCGCCAGCUGAACGCCAUUCACCGUGCUUCCCGCCCCUCUCGCCCCGACAAGGCUCGCCGUCUGGGUUACAAGGCCAAGCAGGGCUACGUCGUCUACCGCGUCCGUGUUCGCCGCGGUGGCCGUAAGCGCCCUGUGCCCAAGGGUGCCACCUACGGAAAGCCCACCAACCACGGUGUCAACCAGCUCAAGUACCAGCGUGCUCUGCGUGCCACUGCUGAGGAGCGUGUCGGCCGCCGUUGCGCCAACUUGCGUGUCCUGAACUCCUACUGGAUCAACCAGGACUCCACCUACAAGUACUUCGAGGUCAUCCUCGUUGACCCCCAGCACAAGGCUAUCCGCCGUGAUGCCCGCAUCAACUGGAUCUGCAACCCCGUCCACAAGCACCGUGAGUCUCGUGGUCUCACUGCCACCGGCAAGAAGUCCCGUGGUAUCAACAAGGGUCACCGUUACAACAACACCAAGUCCGGUCGCCGCCACACCUGGAAGCGCCAGAACACCCAGAGCUACUGGCGUUACCGUUAA